AUGAAUAUGAUUAAUGAAGCUGUAGAUGGAAAAAAGAAUGAAAGACAAAAACACAAAGAACCAACAGACAGUCUCCCUAAAUCAAAGAGUUGGAAGGAUUUUCCUGAUACGUGGUUGAGUCUUAUACUAACUCUCAUGACUGGAAUUAUGGUUUUCUUCCGUUCUUCUUUUAGGACAAAAGUUGAAAAUAUAUUUUCUCAAAUCAUUGGGUGGUUUAAUUUAGGACGGUUGAUAUAUUUUACAGCCAAAAGAUUAUAUUUCAGAAUAGAGGGAUCCAAGAAGCUCAAAGGAAAUGACGUCGCGAUGAUUGUGUGCUUAUUGCUACACCUUUUAAUGCUAGCCUUUCUUGUAUGUAGCAAUUUUAUUUUCCCGGGGAUAGGAAUUCAUAAAAUGGCUACUGCUUUGGAAAGGAAUCCAAUAGGAAUUUUUUUUGCUUCAAUAUUUUUUUUAAAUGCACAGCUUGUAAUGGAGCCCCAUAAUACCUAUUCCGUUUUAGUGGUUGGGCUGGAGGCAAUUCUCACAGCAUGGGAUGUGGAGGGAUUUGAUUAUGAAAAGGAUGUGAUAAAAAAUCUAUGGACACGACUUUUUAUAUCAAUCUUCGUUGGUGUAAUGUUGUGGAUUGUAGAAGAUUGGAUUGUUGAUAGUUUGAAUAUAUCUAAAAGAAAUGUAAGGAAGAUUCGUAACUUCAUGAAGAUAGUGGUGGCUUUGAUAUAUACCAUUGGAGGGUAUUGCAUAAUGAAUAUGAUAUUUUUGAAUGCAAGUAAUACAAAUUCACAACCCGUAACUGUUUAG
Encephalitozoon romaleae SJ-2008 is the source of this 792-nucleotide messenger RNA. RefSeq lists its product as hypothetical. The record is from RefSeq and is a predicted model, not a curated record. The transcript has a single exon. The coding region runs from base 1 to 792 and encodes 263 amino acids. Lineage: Eukaryota; Fungi; Microsporidia; Unikaryonidae.